Messenger RNA from Pseudomassariella vexata, 1500 nucleotides. RefSeq names its product cytochrome P450. The record is from RefSeq and is a predicted model, not a curated record. Bases 1 to 1500 code for a protein of 499 amino acids. The transcript has 3 exons. Gene Ontology annotation, molecular function: oxidoreductase activity, acting on paired donors, with incorporation or reduction of molecular oxygen; heme binding; iron ion binding. NCBI's taxonomy places the organism in Eukaryota, Fungi, Ascomycota, Sordariomycetes, Amphisphaeriales, Pseudomassariaceae.
AUGGAGGGUGUCAGCAUUUUCAGCGCUUUGUUGGCCAGUAUCACCUUUGGAUCUUUGGCAGUAUUCUUCAUCGGAGCCUCAUUUUCGUACGGCUUCUAUAAUGCAUUCCUCCACCCCCUCUCUCGGUAUCCCGGCCCUCUUCUGAUGCGCGCAUACAUGUUCCCACUCAUAUAUCAGCUCUGCACUGGCCAAAUCGCGCAUAACCUGAUCGCGUAUCACAAGAAGUAUGGUCCCGUGGUUCGCAUCGGCCCCGACGCACUGUCAUUCAUCUCCGGCAAGGCCUGGACCGACAUCUAUGGCCUGCUACCUGGACGGUGCCAGAAUCUCAAGGAUAAACAUUACUUCAUCCCAGGUAUGGGAGGGAUCAUUUUGUCGGAUAAUAGCACACACACGCAGCGGCGGAGAAUGUUGAUGAGUUCCUUCUCCGCCAGGUUCCUGGAGGAGAUACAGCCAAUGCUGAUGAAGUACGUGGAUCUCAUGAUGGCGCGAUUGCGAGAAAGAAUCGACGAGGAUGAUACAACGCAGGAUAUUGGAAAAUGGUACAACUGGGCUUUGGUUGACUUUACUGGCGACUUUUCCUUCGGACAGUCGUUCGAAUGCCUCGAGAAGCAGGAUUGGCAUCCGUGGAUCAAGACUGUUUUCGACGGCAUCACAGCCGGGUUUGCCAUUAGCCAGCUCGAGCGCUAUGGCCUGUACACGUUUCUCAGGAUGGUUCUGCCCGAGUCGGCGUGGAAGAUGAAGAAAGACUUUGACGAUUUUGUGCAAGCUGUCGUUCACACGAGACUCGAGAAAGGGCAGGGAACGAAGCCGGAUGUCUUUCGCAAUAUUUUACUCAACUCUGGAGGCGAGGAAUUGGAGCUGCAACCGCUGUACCAUGACAGUACGAGCCUUAUCAUUGCUGGCAGCGAGACGACGGCGACCUUACUGACAGCGGCAACUUACUAUUUGCUUCGAGCGCCCGAGAAGCAAGACCGUGCCGUUGAGGAGGUUAGGAGGAUGUUUCAGUCCGAUGUGGACAUCAACAUGCAUAGUGUCAAUGGGUUGAGGUAUCUAAUUGCCGUUCUGCAGGAGACGUUGAGGAUAUUUCCCCCCAUCCCCGGCGCCAUGGCGAGAGUCGUCUCACAGCCUGAGGGGCAGAUGAUAGAGGGAAACUUCGUUCCUUACGGUACAGCCGUUGGAGUGCAUCAGCUCGCAGGCUCUUUGUCCCCACGGAACUGGACAAGACCAGACGAGUUCCUCCCGGAGAGAUGGCUUCCUGAAAACAAGGAGGAAUUCGAGGGAGAUCACCAUGAUGCCUCAAGAGCUUUCAGCUACGGUCCAAGGGAUUGUAUUGGAAAGAAUUUGGCACACAUUGAAUUACGCAUCAUUAUGGCGAAAUUGCUCCUGCAUUUCGACAUGGAACUUCCUAAAGAGAUGGAAGAAUGGAGGAGUGGAUGCCAGCCUCAUAUCGUUUGGGAUAAGCCGCCAUUGAUGGUGAAAAUGAAGCGAGCGCGUAGAUAA